AUGGCACAACCACGGGAUGCAGAAGAACAGCGAAUAAAUAGGAUCUUCGGUUCCUAUCUCUACAUCUUCCCCUCUCUUCUCGUCUUCACCGGCAUAGUCCGCACCCUCUACACCGCCUACCGCAGCCACCACCUCCCGCGCACCGAUCCCGAAUCGCGCACCCCCAACCGCCGCGUCUACCCCCCCAGCGCACUCUCCAGCCUGUUCUCGCGCUACAUCAAAUACCCUGCGCUCUUUGGCAACCGCCAUUCGCAGCCCAUCGGCUGGUACACGUUCCCGACAAGGCUCGAGGCCCUGCUCGUCGGCAUAUACUGGUUUAUUAAUAUAUCCUUUCUAUUUGUCAAGCACGGCAACGCCGACAACGGUAUCGAUGGCUCAAAGAUUUUGGCGGACCGCGCGGGAGUGCUCUCGCUGUGGAAUAUGCCGAUCUUCUUCCUGCUGGCGGGGAGGAACGACUUUUUGGUGUGGUUGACGGGAUGGUCGUAUGGCACGUUUCAUGUGUUUCAUAAGUGGGUUGCGAGGGUGUCGGCGCUGAUGGGAAUGGUGCACUCGGUGGCGUAUGCGGUGUAUAUGUAUCAGAUUGGUGAUGAGGCGAGAAGAUGGAAUCCGGCGUAUUGGUGGAAUGGUGUUUCGGCUAUGAUAGUGAUGGGAUUGAUUCUCGUGCUGGCUAUAUUUCCGUUCCGGAAGAAGGCCUACGAGUUCUUCCUCAUAACGCAUAUCAUUGGAGUGAUGGUAUUUCUGAUAUUCCUCUACCACCACCUAAAGCUCUCCGCAACACGCAUGUACAAUCCGUGGCUCUGGGCCUGCAUUGCCAUGUGGGCCUUCGACCGCUUCACCCGCCUCCUCCGCAUCCUCAUCCUCAACUACGGCGCCUUCUCGCGCAACCCGCAGAACCACCACCUGGCCCGCGCAAAGUUCGUCAAAGGCACCGACGUCAUCCAGCUCACCGUCUACCCCUCUGCCGAGGACGUAAACUACUUCCCGGGCGCCCACUACUUUGUCUUCCUGACCGGUACCUGGCGCUUCUGGGAAUCGCACCCAUUCACCGCCGCUGCCUGGCGCCCGAGCGGACCAAUGAUGCCUGCAUAUAACGCGGCCGACAUCCACAAGAUCAAGCGCAGCUUGUCAGGCUCGCUGAAGAACUCAGGCCGCGAGCUGGAGAUCAAGUGCCUGAUCGAGGGUGCAUACGGCGUUAACCACCCGCUGCACCUGUACGAGACGGUAGUGCUGAUCGCCGGCGGUGUCGGCAUCACGACAAUCCUGCCGUAUCUGUGCGACUACAUGGAGCGGGCGCGCGGGUCGGAGCGGCGGACGAUGACGCAGCGGUUGGUGUUCCUGUGGACGGCGAAGGAGGAGGAGCUGGUGGAGAACCUGGUCUCGAAGCGGUUCCCGAGAGGGUGCCUCACGAGACGGGAUAUCAGCAUGCAGCUCUACGUCACAAAGAUGAAGCCGGGGCAGACGGAAUUCCUGCCGGGCGUGAAGUAUAAGAGGCCGGAUAUCGGCGAGAUAUUGAGGGCGGAGCAGGCGAGGCUGGUGGGGAAGAUGUCGAUUCUGUCGUGUGGGCCGUCGGUGCUGGUGGAUAUCGUGAGGACGGCGGUGGUGGACUGUCUGGAUAAGGAUAGGAAGCAUAUCGAGUACUUUGAGGAGAGUUACUGA
Molecule: messenger RNA, 1656 nt
Organism: Morchella sextelata
Lineage: Eukaryota; Fungi; Ascomycota; Pezizomycetes; Pezizales; Morchellaceae
Exons: 7
Coding region: 1-1656 (551 amino acids)
Biological process (GO): intracellular iron ion homeostasis; copper ion import; iron ion transport
Cellular component (GO): plasma membrane
Molecular function (GO): ferric-chelate reductase activity
Source: RefSeq, a predicted model, not a curated record